This is a messenger RNA of Sarcophilus harrisii (Tasmanian devil), 1492 nucleotides long. RefSeq names its product cyclin dependent kinase 2 associated protein 1 (gene CDK2AP1). Gene Ontology annotation, cellular component: nucleus; cytoplasm. NCBI's taxonomy places the organism in Eukaryota, Metazoa, Chordata, Mammalia, Dasyuromorphia, Dasyuridae. The record is from RefSeq and is a predicted model, not a curated record. The coding region runs from base 355 to 702 and encodes 115 amino acids. The transcript has 4 exons.
GCCAAGUUCAUCCUCCAGGGGGGGAGAUCCUAAGGCCGGGCGCCGAAAAGGGGAAGAAAGGAGGGCAAGGCUCGGGCCCCGGGAGAGGCGCCUUGGGCCGCUGGGCGGGCGGGGCGGGCUCGGGGAGGGCCGCCCGCCGCCCCCCCCCGGCUGCGCCCGCCGCAAACUUUGUGGCUCCCCUUCCCCGGUGAUGUAUGGAAACUAUACUGCAUUGUGGGUGUCGGUAUAAGGGACGGCCAUAUUUGCCGGUGCCGGCGGAGCCGUAAACAAAAGUGGGCUGGGGAGCCAGGGCGCGGAGGCGCUCCACCGCAUCGCGGGACCUGCGGGCUCCGGGCGCCGCUCGCCUCCCCGGGCAUGUCUUACAAGCCCAACUUGAACGCCCACAUGCCGGGCGCCUCCCUGAACCCGGGUGGGAGCGUCCACUCUCCUUCUGCCAGCAUGGCGGCGUCCACCCAGUACCGGCAGCUGAUCAAUGACUACGGACCGCCAUCUCUGGGCUACACCCAGGGGACCGGGAGCAGCCAGGUACCCCAGAGCAAGUAUGCGGAACUGCUGGCUAUCAUCGAAGAGCUAGGGAAAGAGAUCAGACCCACGUACGCAGGGAGCAAAAGCGCCAUGGAGAGGCUAAAGCGAGGGAUCAUUCAUGCUCGAGGAUUGGUCCGGGAAUGCCUGGCAGAGACCGAACGAAAUGCAAGAUCCUAGCCCCCCACUUCACUUCCAAAGUUUUCCAUUUCUUUGUGAAGAAGAAAGAAUAACACUUAUUCCUCUGGUGACUUUCAAAACAUUCAUAUCAAUCCCUUAUUUUGAAUGGUCUAAAAGUUUGGGUUCUUUCCCCUUUUCUUGCUCCCAUCCCCAUCACAGUCUAUAAGAGUAGAAGAAAAGGCAAUUUUGCAGUUUGCAUUAUAAGUAGUUAGGAACAAUCUAGGUCAUUUUUUUUUUUUAAAUUUUAAAAGCAUCCAGUCCAAAAACUGCAUGUAGAAAGUUCUGCUUACAUUGCUGCCAACUAUAGUUUACUGCCCUGCUAACCUGCCCCCAUCUUUGAUUUUCUUGCUUUGAGUACACUUAAAACCACCCAAGUUGUUGAUUGUUGUUCUUUGCACCUUUUCCAGAAUCUCCAAUAACUCUUAAGGAUUUUUUUUUCCAUGAAUCGGUGCCAACUGCAUGUUCUGCCGGGCAGUUGGGGAUCUUCCAUUUAGGGCUAUGUGAGACCCUGCUUUAAAAAAUAUUUUUUUUUUGGUGUGUGAGCAUUUGCAUGAUUGUUCGUGCUUUGAGGUCAAUUUAAAAUGCAUGAGUUAUAAAUACAAAGGACUGAUCAGCCUACUAAAAAAUUAAGAACCCAGAUAGUUACUUUUCAGAUGAAGACUGUAGAUUUCAGGUCUUGAAUUUGCUAUAGAAUGAUUAAAAAAAAAAUCUGGAUAAAUGACUAAAACUGUUACGUGCAUCUUUGUAUGUAUUUAUUACUUGAUGUAAUAAAGCUUAUUUUCAUUAACAA